GUAGAUUCGUGCUACGUUGACGUUGGAUUUUCGCCGUGUUUUUUAGAUGUUAAUCUUCGAAGUUAACCCUUUUAAUGCUAUUGUCGAGAAUACUAAUAGAAGUGGCGUUUUAAAAAAGUGAUUUUAAGAUACUAAAAGUGGUGUUUCAAAGUAGUUAACAUUAGAAUAAAGACUUUAGUGAUAUAGUGUUUGGAUGGGCUAUCAUGGUGUUGGAGAGGUUCAAUUCAUCGAAUGCGGAUAAGGAGUAUCACCUAAAAACUAACUGCAAAACAAAAAUGAUAACAUGAUGAAAUAUGUUCCAAAAAAAAUUCGAUGAGAACAAAAUCGAAGAGCAUAGCACUAGUAUGAACUGUCAUGAACGACAAAUAAUUCUAAAUGGACACAAAACAAAAAAUCCUUCACAGAAAACAAUACAUAUAAAUUUCUAUUGUAUAAUAGUCAUAACUUUUUUAUCCCUAAAAACGGUUAAUUCUAACACGACAAAUAUGAACCGACACCAUACGAAUGUUAUCAAAAACAUUAUAACGAAAAUGCAAAAAGAUCAACCAAGCGAUGAAAACUAUGACGAUCAUGAUCGAGAACACGACCCCAUAGAUUAUGCCAAAGUCAAUUUCGAUCACAAUCCAUUUUUCAAUAGUGAAGAUUUCCUACAAAAAUUCUACAAUAGCGAUAGCAGUGCAUAUAGUAAUUACGAUGACUAUAAAAAGUACUACUUAAACCCGUCGAAUCCCAUUCCUAAAUCUAAAGUGAAAUUUAAAAUAAGCAGUAGGAUAGUACAAACUAAAUAUGGGAAAUUACAGGGCAUAGUAUUGGCUAUGGACGAACAUAGAUAUUUGAGUCCUCUUGAAGUGUUCUUAGGUGUACCGUACGCUACUCCACCCGUUGGAUCUAACAGAUUCAGUCCAACAAGAACUCCAUCACCUUGGGACGGCGUCAGGGUAUCAGAUAGGCCAGGUCCAGCCUGUCCCCAGACGCUACCAGAUAUUGAAGAUGAAAGGACGAUUUUAGAGAAGAUGCCUAAAGGCAGAUUAGAAUAUUUGAAAAGACUGAUGCCUUAUCUUAAGAAUCAAAGCGAGGAUUGCUUAUAUUUAAACAUUUUUGCUCCUCUACAAAUGGACGAAACUAAACUAGAAUUGCCUGUACUAGUGUAUAUUCACGGAGAAAGUUAUUCUUGGAGCUCGAGUCAUCCUUACGACGGGGCUGUCCUGGCCAGCUACACUGACCUCAUCGUGGUGACACUUAAUUUCCGAUUAGGGGUCUUAGGCUUCCUCAACGCUAAUCCUGUACCUCACCUCAAAGCUCGAGUGGCGAACUACGGCCUUAUGGAUCAAAUCGCAGCUCUACACUGGGUCCAACAGAAUAUUGCACUGUUUGGAGGAGAUCCAAACAAUAUCACGCUCAUGGGUCACGGAUCGGGAGCGGCUUGUAUCAAUUUCCUCAUGAUAUCACCUACUGUGAUGCCAGGUCUUUUUCACAGAGCGAUACUCUUAUCAGGCUCCGCGCUCAGCUCGUGGGCUAUAGUCGACGACCCUGUCUAUUAUUCUCUUAAGCUAGCCAAGCAUAUAAACUGCACCGUUCCAGAAGACUUAUCGAAAGAUCAUGAAGUAAUCGUGGAUUGUUUACGAGAAGCCAGCAUAAGAGACUUGUUGGCAGCAGAUAUAUCACCACCGAAUUAUUUAACAGCCUUCGGGCCUUCAGUGGACGGAGUGGUCAUAAAAACGGAUUUCGGCAAAGACUUCUUGACCAUGUACUCGACAGGAGAUUUUCCGAGUUUUGGUCCUCUCAACAAUAUGAAUUUUAACUUUAACAUUCACAAAAAAAGGAGCGACAGCGGUCGAAGGUUGUUCCAGAACAAAUACGAUUUGCUAUUUGGGGUCGUGACCAGUGAGGCGCUAUGGAAAUUCUCGGCUGGUGAUGUUCAAAACGGGAUAGAGCCUGAUAAAAGAGAUCGCAUGUUGAGAACGUACGUCAGGAAUUCGUAUACAUACCAUUUAAGCGAGAUUUUCUACACCAUCGUAAAUGAAUACACCGAUUGGGAACGAACGGUAGAGAGUCCAACAAACACAAGAGAUGCAACUGUAGCAGCACUCUCCGAUGCUCAAUAUGUAGCCCCGAUAGUGCAAAGUGGUGAUUUGCUCAGCGGUGGACCCAAGCCAGCGCCUAAUGAUGACGAAGGACCAGGACGGCCGACCAAGACUUACUUCUAUGUUUUCGAUUACCAAACCAAAGACGGAUAUUAUCCUCAGAGGCUAGGCGCAGUUCACGGGGAAGAGCUUCCGUAUGUGUUCGGGGCGCCCGCUGUUGAUGGAUUUGGUCAUUUCCCGCAAAACUAUACGAAGUCUGAACUGGCUUUGUCAGAGUCUAUAAUGAUGUUCCUCGCCAACUUUGCGAAGACCGGCGAUCCUAACGACAACACGCGGCAGGAAGCGUUAUUGCCGGCAUCGAGAGAGCGAAAUAAGUUCCGGGGGGUUAAUUGGGAGGAAUACGAUUCAACUCACCAGAAAUAUUUGGAAAUAGGUAUGAAACCUCGCCUGAAAAACCACUACAGGGCACACCAGCUCUCUGUGUGGCUUCGACUGGUUCCUGAAUUACACCGCGCCGGCAUGGAAGACGUCGCAGCAAGGCACAACUUAUUCAAAAACCACAACGAGCAGGAUCUGUAUGAAGGAAUCGUCAGACCCGAUCCUUUAGCGAGGAAUAAUGACAAUGAACCGAUUAGAAGAGGGAACGGAUCUUAUGCUGAAACAGCUCUGACCACGGUGGAUAGUAUUUUGGCCACUUGUGCCACGAUAUUACCAGGGAGAGACCUGCAGACUACGAACACAACGGAUAAUACACUAGGACAUUUAGAGGCUGCUGGAUAUGCAGCGUACUCAACCGCGCUGAGCGUUACUAUAGCCAUUGGGUGUUCUUUACUAAUAUUAAACGUUCUGAUAUUUGCUGGAGUUUAUUACCAAAGAGACAAGUCAAGGUCUCGCGGUAAGCAGCACCGUUUUAACGAGAAACACUUCGAGACAAUAUCAGGAAAGCAUUCUCAUUAUCACAUCGAUCCGACGCACGCGCCCAGUCUGGUCGUUGACGUCGAGAGACAAAGCCGAAAGAAGCACAUGAUGGGUACAGAACAGCACCUGUCAAAUUUGAACUUCAAGGGGCCUCUGGAUGUACCGAAAUCACCUCCGAGCCCGUCUCUGAGUUUGGACAACAUGAUGCUACCAAGUAAACUGGGGAGCAGGACAAACAGUUUUCGGAUACCAAACCCCAGUUAUCCCCAGGUAGGCAGCUACGCGACUAUGCCUAAGAAUUCGGGGCAGUUUAAUAACUCGCCCCCUUUGCAAGAGUUGAGGCAGAAAUACCAGCCGCCUAACGGCUCGACGGGGCAGGGCUCCCCUCGCAGGGAGGAGAGGGCGGCCCACGCCACAUUACGGCGGGGCGCACCAUCCAACCUACCGCAGGCUGCGAUUGACGAAAUGAGAGUGUGACAGAUAAUAAUUUCAUCGGACUGUUUAUUGCGGAAUUAAACGUAUAUAAGUGAGUGUGCGAGUGUAAAUAAUGAGUUAGAACAGUAAGUAACCUUUUUAAUUUUUAGGCGAAUGGAAAAUGUUAUCGAUCUUCGUUAAUAUCGAA
Messenger RNA from Bombyx mandarina (wild silkworm), 3624 nucleotides. Its product is annotated as neuroligin-4, Y-linked-like. The record is from RefSeq and is a predicted model, not a curated record. NCBI's taxonomy places the organism in Eukaryota, Metazoa, Arthropoda, Insecta, Lepidoptera, Bombycidae.